Penicilliopsis zonata CBS 506.65 is the source of this 1394-nucleotide messenger RNA. RefSeq lists its product as hypothetical. Lineage: Eukaryota; Fungi; Ascomycota; Eurotiomycetes; Eurotiales; Aspergillaceae. The record is from RefSeq and is a predicted model, not a curated record. Gene Ontology annotation, biological process: carbohydrate metabolic process. Gene Ontology annotation, molecular function: hydrolase activity, hydrolyzing O-glycosyl compounds; chitin binding. The transcript has 6 exons. Bases 138 to 1313 code for a protein of 391 amino acids.
ACGGUGGUGGUGUUGCCAUGGAACGAGGAAUGCACUCAGACAAACACCGAGAUAGAACAAAAUAUGGAAUCCUCUAUGAUUAAUUACCUACAUAUUGUCUAUGAUUCGACUACUAUGAACAGAGAUAAUCUUCAACCAUGAAGAAUGACAGUAUGGCCAUCCGUCCUCUGCUGGCUCUCGGCUUCAUCUUCUGCAUCUCUCUGCCCAUCGUCUUUUCGCUGGUCCAGUCACAGCAAGUGCAAGCGAAAAAGUUCUGCUGGUUUGACAACUGCAAUCAACACCAGAACCAAAAGCAGAACACAACAGAACAAAAACUAAGACGUAUCGCCUACUACGAGAGCUGGGCCUCCCGACGACCCUGCAGUGCAUUUCACCCCUUCCAAGUCAAUGCGGACGAGUACACGCACAUCAACUUUGCGUUUGCCCUUGUUGAUGAAGAGGGGCGAGUCAACCUCUCCUCACCCAACGAUACAGAUCUGUACAACGAGCUGAAACACCUGAGGGAGCAACAGACCAGCAAGACCUCGCCGCAGCUCUGGAUCGUCGUCGGUGGGUUCGGGGUCUCGUCUGUCCCGUUCUCGAAGAUGGCGAGCGCGAACGCUUCCCGGGCUGCGUUCGUGGACUCUGCGCUCCAGUUCGUGGAGAAGUACGACUUUGACGGCCUGGAUCUCGACUGGGAGUAUCCCGGUGCGAAGGAUAAGGGGGGCAACGAUGCCGACAAAGCGGACCUCGUCUUACUCUUGGAAGAAAUGAAGCCCCGGUUCGAGCAGAAGGGGAAGGGGUUAAGUCUGACGGUGCCUGGAUCGGAAUAUUAUAUGACCGGCUUCGAUCUCAAGGGAAUAGAACCACACAUCGACUGGAUAAACGUGAUGAGUUACGAUCUGCAUGGACCGUGGGAUGCGCCUCCUGUCUUACGACCACACACAAACUUGACCGAAAUCAACACAUCCAUCCAGACAAUCAAGAAGGCCGUCCCCGCUGAGAAAAUCAACCUCGGCCUCGCGUACUACGGGCACACCUUCGUCCUGUCGAAUUCGUCCUGCACAACACCCGGAUGUCCAUCCUCCGGAGCUGGGAAGAAGGGCAACUGUUCCCUUGAGGCGGGCACAUUAAUCAAUUCCGAGAUCGAGGAUCUUCUCUCGACACAUCAUGUGAAAAUCACUUUCGACCAUGACGACGCUGUCAAGUACUUUGUUCUCGAUGAUGAGUGGAUGACGUAUGAUGAUAACGAAACCAUCGGGUUGAAGGAAGAGUACGCCGUCCAACAGGGGCUAGGCACCUUCAUCUGGGCGGUGGACAUGGGUAGACCUUGAGGUACGAGGCUGAUAGACGUUUGGGAUACUGGUUUCAUGUUCAUAUCUAUUAUUAACUAGUUCCGUACAUCAUAUUAACAU